CCCACCCCUCGCGCUCUGCGUGGCUCCGCCUCCUCCCAGCCGGCUGCUUUCCGCACUCCGCAUCUCGCAUCUGUCAGUCGCUGCUUCGUCGCCGGCGGAACAAGAUGGCGGCUCGGACUAUGCAAGCUGCGAGAUGUCCCACGGACGAACUCUCCUUAAGCAACUGUGCGGUGGUCAACGAAAAGGACUUUCAGUCUGGCUUGCAUGUAGUUGUGAAGACCUCCCCGAACCACAAAUACAUUUUUACGCUAAGAACUUACUCCUCCGUUGUCCCAGGCACCAUCGCCUUCAGUUUACCGCAGAGAAAAUGGGCUGGACUUUCCAUCGGGCAAGACAUCGAUGUUUCCGUGUAUAACUUUGAUAAGACCAAGCAGUGCGUCGGCACGAUGACUAUUGAGAUAGACUUCCUGCAGAAGAAGAGCGUCGACUCCAACCCGUAUGAUUCUGACAAAAUGGCGGCCGAGUUCAUCCAGCAGUUCAACAACCAGGCAUUCACAGUGGGGCAGCAGCUUGUGUUUAGCUUCAACGACAAGCUUUUUGGCCUCUUGGUCAAGGACAUUGAAGCCAUGGAUCCCAGUAUUCUUAAAGGAGAGCCGGCCACAGGGAAAAAACAGAAGAUCGAAGUUGGUCUUGUCGUUGGCAACAGCCAGGUUGCGUUUGAAAAGGCCGAGAGCUCUUCCCUCACUCUCAUUGGCAAAUCCAAAACCAGAGAAAAUCGCCAGUCGAUCAUCAACCCUGACUGGAACUUUGAGAAGAUGGGCAUUGGGGGUCUUGAUAAGGAGUUCUCUGACAUCUUCCGGCGGGCCUUUGCCUCCCGAGUGUUCCCACCUGAGAUUGUGGAACAGAUGGGCUGCAAGCACGUCAAAGGCAUCCUGUUGUUUGGUCCCCCUGGCUGCGGCAAGACCCUUAUGGCCAGGCAGAUUGGCAAGAUGCUGAAUGCCAGGGAGCCCAAAAUAGUGAACGGGCCGGAAAUCCUCAACAAAUACGUCGGGGAGUCGGAGGCCAACAUUCGCAAGCUCUUUGCAGAUGCAGAAGAAGAACAGAGGAGGCUUGGUGCAAACAGCGGCGUCCACAUCAUCAUCUUUGAUGAAAUCGAUGCCAUAUGCAAGCAGCGCGGGAGCAUGGCGGGCAGCACCGGCGUCCACGACACGGUUGUGAACCAGCUGCUGUCAAAAAUCGAUGGGGUCGAGCAGCUAAACAACAUCUUGGUCAUUGGAAUGACCAACAGGCCGGACCUGAUCGAUGAGGCUCUCCUGCGACCUGGGCGACUGGAGGUGAAAAUGGAGAUUGGUUUGCCGGAUGAAAAGGGCCGGAUGCAGAUUCUUAACAUCCACACCUCAAGGAUGCGGACCCACCAGCUGUUGGCCUCAGAUGUUGACAUUUCGGAGCUGGCUGUGGAAACCAAGAACUUCAGUGGUGCUGAGCUUGAGGGUCUGGUCCGUGCAGCACAAUCCACUGCUAUGAACAGACACAUUAAGGCCACCACCAAAGUGGAAGUCGACAUGGAGAAGGCAGAGUGCCUGCAGGUGACAAGGGUAGACUUCUUAACUUCUCUGGAGAAUGACAUCAAGCCGGCAUUUGGGACCAAUCAGGAGGAUUAUGCAAGCUACAUCAUGAAUGGGAUCAUGAAAUGGGGUGACCCUGUCACUCGGGUGCUGGACGACGGAGAGCUUCUUGUUCAGCAGGCCAAAAACAGUGACCGUACCCCGUUGGUCAGCGUCCUUUUGGAAGGUCCCCCACACAGCGGAAAGACGGCCUUGGCUGCAAAGAUUGCAGAAGAAUCUAACUUCCCAUUUAUCAAGAUCUGCUCUCCAGAUAAGAUGAUUGGCUUUUCAGAAACUGCCAAAUGCCAGGCGAUGAAGAAGAUCUUUGACGAUGCUUACAAGUCUCAGCUCAGCUGCGUUGUGGUGGACGACAUUGAAAGACUCCUAGAUUACGUCCCGAUUGGCCCCCGGUUCUCCAACCUGGUGUUACAGGCUCUUCUGGUGUUGCUGAAGAAAGCGCCCCCUCAUGGUCGUAAGCUCUUGAUCAUUGGGACCACCAGUCGCAAGGAUGUCCUGCAGGAGAUGGAGAUGCUGGAUGCUUUCAGCACAACUAUCCAUGUUCCCAAUAUUGCUACAGGAGACCAUCUCAUGGAAGCCCUCGAGCUCCUGGGCAGCUUUAAAGACAAGGAACGCUCCACCAUUGCCCAGAACGUCAAAGGGAGGAAGGUCUGGAUUGGGAUCAAGAAGCUUCUGAUGUUGAUUGAGAUGUCAAUGCAGAUGGAUCCCGAGUACCGCGUGCGAAAAUUCCUGGCACUUCUAAGAGAAGAAGGAGCGUAAGUGACAGUAAGAGCAUCUGACAGGGCUUGGAGGAUUAAUGCCUGAUGCACGGCCAUCUUUGUGACUCCGCAUGCGCUUCCCAUCUCUGGAUGCCCAGCUGUGUGUGCCACUCACCACCCCUCCCCCAAGAUAUGCCCGCCCUUUGUGGAACCGGUUGCCCUCUUUUUCUUUGCAGCAGCCCGCUGGACUAAGAGGGAAGCCUUGGGGCAGAAGCCGGUGGCUGGGGAAGAAGCCAAGCGAGAGCCCACCUCCUCCAGGACCUCCUUCUCCUCCUCCUCCUCCUCCUCUUCCGUGUGGUGUGUCUGGACAAGAGCCUAACGUUCGGCCUCCUUCAGAGACUCCCCUCACCCCUCCUCUUUGCAUGUCGGACGCAGCCGAACACUCCGCCCUUUGUUAUCUAUCGUCCUCGAUAUCCUGGUGUCUCGUGGCAAAUCAAAACUCUCUAUCUAGAGUAACUGCUUUUGUAUUAUGCUGCCUGCCGCACCUGCUCACUUGGUUUUGGCGCACAGGGGGGAGGGAAAUGAACGUGCCCCAUGCAGGCCUGUCCGUGUUAACGCGCAAUCUGGCGGUAGCCCCUAAGGCCCCAAACACAGGGAAGUCCUCCUCAUUCCAGACCCGUGUAUGGUCUUCCUUAAAGCUGCUGGUAUCCCCAAGUUCCUCCUUUCUCCCACACAUUCACACAAGCGGUUUGGUCCUCGUGGGCCAAUACUGCGCUGCGGAGCUUCAGACUCGUCCCAGGGGGAAACGGUGAAUGAAGUAUUCAUCACAAGACCAGGAUCCAGAGAGAGUUUUUAGGAAAGAGGGGCAAUGGUGGCUGCACCCUUCCCUUCAGAGGCUCGACAACAUUUGCAGUGGCGGCUAGUUAAUUCCCAGUGGCUAUUGGCCACCGGGCAUGGACUCUGGACACCCAGCCGGACUUUGGUGCACUAAAGCAGGGGUAGACAGCGCAGGGCUACCCCGAUGCUGUUGGACUUCAGCUCCCAUCAUCCCUGACCCUUGACCAUGCCGGCUGGGGCUGAUGGAAUUUGUAGUCCCCCACCCCACCCGCAUGGGCUAUCCCUUCACUAAUGGUUUCCUAUAAAACAGGCAGCGUGGUCCCACCCGUAGAUGCAGACAGCUUAGUAUUCCUGCAAAAGUUUGAAAACAGCCUGCAGCUUUCUGUUGCGGUGCCCUUCCUCACUGGAGUCUGGCCCCUUGUGAUGUCCCGCAGAUCUGUCGCAGGAGGCCUGGUGUGCAGUUUCCUCCGUAUGCGGUUGCCACAGGCAUGAGCGCAUAGCGAUCUUCCCAGGUGGCUGUCAGAGACCUUGGUCUCUGCUGUCGGCUUCUUGCUUUUCAGCGUAGCGGCAUCACAAAGGCGGAAAGCUGUUACGCUUCUUCCAGAGAGGCUUCCUUUGCUGUGCUCUGCAAUAGUGAACCAAUAGUCCCAUUUGCUCUUGGGAAACCACCAAGCAAUGUUUAUGUUAGAGCCGGAUUAGUUGUUCCACCUAUCGCCACCGCCCGGCUGCGUUUUAUUGCAGAACUUGUCACCUGGAUGAAGUUUCCCCGCCAUAUCGGCAGCAAUUGCCCAGCCGAUUUGGGAGUGAGAAAACUACACGAGAGGGGCGCACAUGCACAUAGUACCGAGUUCUGCUAAGCCCAUAGGGACAGGAGGGUAGGAAAUUAAUUACGGAGGUUCUGCUUCCUCUCAAUCAGCUCUUAACACUCCUCUGUAGAAAUACAGAUGGUUUAAUGGCCCUGAAUAAUCUUCCUCCACCUCAUCCACAACACAAGCGAGUGGCUGGACCGACCUUCCGUCUUGCUGAAACCCCCCUAUAUAUCACUGACGGGGUCCUCAUUCCCCACCUCUCCCAAGUUGCUACAAUCAGGCAGCUGAAAACUACACUUGACUCCUUUCCGCCCUGUGCAGCAAAAGGAAAUCAGUUGUGUUAGAAGUUGCUGCAAUGUACUUCAAUCACAAUGGAUGCAUUUAUUAUAACGUGGGUUAGCAGCUUUAUCCUCUUUUUUAGUUUCACACCCCCCCUUUUUUUUUAGUGUUGAGGAUUAUGUGAAUCGCUGGUGGAGCUGUGAAAUCCCCUCUUCAGUUGUGCGAUUGCUCUGUUUCCAGCUGCACCUUUGCCCCCCCCCCGGCCCAAAUCUCAAGAACCUUCUCCUUUCUCCACCUUCUUUCAUCUUCCAGCGAAAGGGAAACACACAUGUUGUAUUUAAUGUAAUGUCUUGGAACCAAAUGAUGUAAAACAUUUUUAUUGUGGGUUUUUCUUCUUCUUUUUUGUCCAAAGCUAUAUUCACAGAGAGAGAGAAAAAUACAAAUAUAUAUGUAUAUAUCGAUUGAUUGUAUGUUUAAAACGCAGGUGAACUGAUGCAAUAAAAAGGCACAGAUA
This is a messenger RNA of Podarcis muralis (Common wall lizard), 4699 nucleotides long. NCBI's taxonomy places the organism in Eukaryota, Metazoa, Chordata, Lepidosauria, Squamata, Lacertidae. The record is from RefSeq and is a predicted model, not a curated record.